This is a messenger RNA of Harpegnathos saltator (Jerdon's jumping ant), 5468 nucleotides long. RefSeq lists its product as uncharacterized. Gene Ontology annotation, cellular component: membrane. Lineage: Eukaryota; Metazoa; Arthropoda; Insecta; Hymenoptera; Formicidae. Gene Ontology annotation, biological process: hemocyte migration. The record is from RefSeq and is a predicted model, not a curated record. Bases 1169 to 3721 code for a protein of 850 amino acids. Gene Ontology annotation, molecular function: growth factor activity. The transcript is spliced from 6 exons.
CAUUCUGUCCGCGAUACGAUUCGGUGUAAACGUGUCGUACCCUCUUCGCGCGUCCAUGUCCAGGUCAGCCACGCGCCGGUCGUCAGUGGAUCACGCGAGCGGGAACCACCCGCUGGAGAACCGGUGAAGCGGCGGUGUACGGUGGUGGUGUUGGUCAGGUGGUGGAGAACCGAGGGACCAGGAGUGCUCGCUCGCACGUCGCGCGGCACUCGGGAUCACAGAGAAUCGCUGGGUCAGGAUAGCGUGGUCAUCCUGAGACUUGGUCCCGUGGGGAACGACGAAUACACGGGGGACGGUCGACCGUUCGUGACGACCAAUCGCGACCGCGUUCGCCGCGAGAGAAGUCGAAGAGCGAGACCGGCUCGGCUCGGCGCGACGACAACGACCUGUCAGAGACAGAGAGGGUGGAGCAACGAUUUUCCGAGUCGAGAGUGGCGCGAAACGGGAGCGAAACGAGGAGCGCAGUGCGGGUCGAUAUAACGCGACGACAACGUCCUACGGCGCGAGAAGAUAGUCUCGCGCGACUGAUCCAGCCCGCGGUGCCUUCUGAAACGUCCCAGGUGGUGGUCUCUUCUCACCGGCGAUUAGUGAAGAGUCGGGCGGCGGGCUUCCGCGCGUGCUUCGCCGGGUGCACUGGAGCCGCGCCAAAAGAGAGUCGCCAGCUACGAUCGCUACGUUUCAGGUUCCGCGGUCACCACGUGGUGUCACCCACCGCGAGCUGACCGCGACUUGGGCGAGACGCGACGCGCGCGCUUAAAUUCAGAGGAACAAGCUGCACAAGUCGUGGCGCGGGAGAUUGACGCUUGGCGAACGCUCGAGCGAGCCGCUCAUUGAUCGACGAGCGAGGAGUCGGAGGACACGAGCCGUCCCGCCGGUGGGUGGGUCAUCAGGCCGGAGGAGAGAGAGAGAGAGAGAGAGAGAGAGAGAGAGAGAGAGAGACACGACGGCGCGCCGUCUCGCCUCGAUCGUGCUGGAAUGAUCGGCUUGGAGCCGAUCGUCGCGAGUUCCGCUGCUACCGCCCGAUUACACGGCCGACUCGAUGCGCCGCUAAAGGAAUCGUCGUCACCCGCGAGGAGGCAUCGAGAGCCGAACAGGUGCGACCGCGCGAAAGCCGCGGUCACGUGGCCCGUCGCGAUGAUGUAAGGUGUCCUGAGAGAACGGCGACGAGAUGACGCGCGACAGGAGCAAGCUACUGCUGCUGCUGCUGCUGGGCCUGCUGAUGGCCCACGGCCUCUUCGUGGUCGAGUGCAAGUACCAUCAGCGUGAGGACAGAGCGACGACAGAAGCGAGACAUCGGCACAGGCACAGGCAUGAGUCCUCGAAUCGGAGGAGUCAUCACGACCUCGACAGGAGAUCCUGGCAGGAGGUCGAUUACGACGGGGAGUACGAGGACGACGGAGGAGACUCCAAGGACGAGGACGAUUACGAGAUGCGGCUGUACUACGAUCGGCUCAGAUCGUAUCAGCAGCCGCGGAAUUAUCAUGGCCGGAUGCUCGAGCCGCGCUACCCGGAUAGGUACCACAGUGGCGGCGGCGGUGGGGGCGGGGGCGGUUACCGCGGAAGCGGCUGGUACGACAAGGACAAUGACAGGCGCAAUAUCUCGCCGCGGUACAACGCGAAAGCUCGCCGCCGAUACACACCCGGCAGGAGCUACAGCCACGGCCGUUACACGCACGAUCACGUCUUUGACGACAGCACGGACGAGGAUUUCGAUUACGGUAAGCCGCAUAGGCACGUCCAAGACGGGGGGGCUGCCCCAGCCGACAGGCGUCUCGAGUGGAGGAGGAACUCCAGACGGCCACCGCCACCACCUCCGAGGAGAGGCAGGAUAUUCGACGAGGACACGCGUCCCUCUCCCAACGUGUGGAGGCAUCGCUUGAAGGAUCGCGUCGUCGAUCGCGACAGAGAGUCCAGAUGGACGGAAUAUUGGAGGAGGAGGCUCAACUCGUCAGAGUACAUGCCCCACUCGUUAAAGGGCGAGAGCAAGUCUGACGAGAGCGAAAGCGACGACGAGGACGAGGAGGAAGACGAGGACGAGGAUUACAAGGAUCACGGAGGACUCGAGGAGAGGGACAAGGACGACGACGACGACGACGACGACGACAACGACGAGGAGGAGGAGGAUGAGGAGGAAGAGGAUGACAUUUGGAAGAUCUUCGACGACAAGGGCGAAGGGAAUGACGAGCUUGAGGAGCUGGACAACGACUUCUACAAGAACAGAUCCAGGCCAGCCUUGACUUACGACGACAUCAUCAAGAGACUCACGUCCGACGACCCGAUCACUGCGAGGACCACCGUCAAGAGGGAUUACCGAAACAUCGAGGACAGAUAUGCGAAACGCGAUGGCUACAGGAACCUCAAGUACGAGUCGAGGAACAUCACCAGGGUGUUAGGUCCCUAUACGUACGCCAACAGGCCGAUCAUCAACAGAGCGCGCGCGGUGAGCUCGAGCGUCAAAUCCGCCGUCCCGGAUAAGCCGUCGGCGAAUAACGCGUUCGCCGUGGCGGCCAUGCGCAACAAUUGGCAGCAAGAAAGAAAGACCGCGGUCAAGGGCGACGGUGCGCAUAGCAAGAGCAAGAGAGGCGAUCUGGACAACGACGGGUACAUGUACGGCCCGGAUAACGAGAAGAACGACGAGGAUAAGGACAUGCAGGCGGACGUUACUAAUACCGGAUACACCGACGACGACAAUAGCGAGAGAGACAAGGCUGCUGCAGUCGACGCGUCUGCAACGAUCAGCAGCAGCAGCAGCAGCACGAUCACGACCAGAGCGACGAGCACGACGCCCAAGUGGCCGGCCAACGGGGACGGUAAGAACCAAGCAAAGGCCAACGAAAGAGGCACCGCGGCUCAGUACAGCGGAUACCAACCGAAAAACGACUACCCGCCGAUGUCUGCUCACAGCGACUACAAGUGGCGGACACUCGGCACUCGCGAGAGCGUCACGCAGACCAGGAGCAACAUGUUGCAGUACAUUAAAAACGGUGUGUACAAUAAAGGACAUCCUGCAUACCGAGAAGCUCUGCGAUAUUCGGAGAAGGUCAAAGACGAAGCCAGCUGUAGGUGGCCGCGCGCAAAAGUCAUCCGGGUUAGCGACGUGCGACCGGACCCGUCCGUCAACUACCAUCCGCACUGCGCCAUAUUGCACGAGUGCUCGGACAACACGGGAUGCUGCAAGUCGGAUGAGCUCACCUGCGUGGCCAACAAGUCCCAUACCGUCCAGCUUACAUUUUACACUACGAGUGUGAAUGGCAGUUUGAGCGUGGUGAAGAUAGAGUUCGUCAAUCACACGGAAUGCGGGUGCGUGAAUAGGGAAAGGUACAACAAGAUCCUCGAGAUGCAGAGAAUCAACCACGGCCAGUCCCUCUCGUCUUUCCAAAACACGAAGAUGACGUCGCUGACAAAGCCAUGCAAGUGUACGAAGAGUUUCACGGCGAGGAAGCAAUCCCCGCAAGACGACUGCGAAUGUAAAUGCCAGGAAAACGAUGUGGAGUGUAAGCAGAUCAGCAGAGGAAAGAAAUCCCUCGAUCGCGAGGACAGAGAGUGCAUUAGAAACAACGAGUGCACGGUACCUUACUGCGAAUUCGGCAUGUACAUACCAUCGAAUGGCAAGUGUCCGACAAGAAGGAGCAUGGUCAACGCAGCCGCGAACCACAUCAUGUAUCAGAAGCGGCAAGUCAGAAGGAGAAGCGAGCGGCGAACGAAGGAGUCGCGAGGAUAAGCGCUCGCCGUGCCAAUUUAGACGGAGGGAUGCAGCGCGCGCGUCUGUCAAGGAGUGCGCGAGAAAAACCGAUGGUGCCAUUUACUUCUCUUUUCUCUAUCAAGUGCCUUCGUCAGGACACACUCGUUUAUAUGUGUACGUGUAACCCCCCGCCCUCAGUCCCCGCGUCAUUAUGUAUAAAUGUACAUCGCUAUCUGAAGCACGCGCGCGCGUAUAUCUCGUUGUCGGUCCUUUCGAUCACGAACGAGAAUACGAGAUAACAACGACAACGGUCGUCGACUCUCGAUAGCAGUGAUCGUCGCGGGGACACAGUAAAAAUAGUAUUUCGUUGUUUAAGUGAUGAGCAAACUUUAGGCGUCGAUUCGUAACGGCGAUUCGCCGAUGGUGUGAGAGAGAGAGAGAGAGAGAGAGAGAGUGAAUUAACCCCUCGCGUUGGCAUUUAUUUCAUGAAUUCUCAAGAUGUAUCUGAAGAAUCUUUACACUAUCUCGUAGAACCCUUCAGUGUUAUGAAAUAAUAAAGAUUUAGCUUUGCGAUUAACAACGCAUGCGCAUGCGGCUCGCGAAAGUGUAACGUCCGCGAGAUGUCAUUCCGACGCGAGGAGUUAGAAAGGAAUAAGAUUGAUAGGUCGAGCUCGACCGGACAAUUUUGAAGAGACCGAAAAAUAACGGACCCCACAUACAGUUCUCUUGGAACUACUUGGAACAAAGCGACGUGUACAAAUGGAUGGCUAUUAGCUCGAAGCUAUCGGUAUGCCGAUAGAACACUGCAAGUAAUCAUUUCCGGAGAGGACACGAUCGCGAGGGAAGCGUACGCCUGUCAAGGAUACGUGGUCGUUAAUUAAGUGCGUCAACUGACGAUGAUCCCACGGCGAGCCGCCGAAAUUACGUAGAUCUGAGAGGACGCGAGGCGUCUCUCGAGUUAAUUUUAUGCGAUAAACGAUGCCUCGAUUAUCAUAGUUUACGCUGAGAAAACCUCGGACGCGCGAGCCUAGUCUGAGAUCCUGUUUCCGUUCUGCGCGAAAAGAAGCUCGCUCGUUACUUUCUUUUUUAAUCUCGGGACUACAUUCGGCGAACUCAUUAAGAUCUCUCCGAACGCCGCUCUUUCGGCUAGACGUGACUAUGCGCGCAUAACGAGCUCACUAGCCAACUAAUCGCCCGGCUAGAAAAACGUAUUCACCGAAAUAGCGUGUGCGAUGAGAUAAGAUACCAAAGUCCGAAAGAGAGGCAUGGACGGCCGAUCGCGCAGAAUCGAGACAGAUCAUCAAUGUAUCCACAUUUUUUUGUAUGUUACACGAUAGAGUAUCUUUAUUGUGUUUUUAUUCGAGCAUUAAUAUACGCCACGUUCGUUAAUUUAAUAUUUAAUCGAUAGACGACAUGUGUAAGCACAUCAAGCCCGUGGCGCUUUUUUCUCGCGCUUUCGCACGGCUGGUGUAACGCGAGAUAGGCUCUGAAACGUCGCGUACGGGUACGGCCCUGCGUGUGUUUGUAACUUUGUAUUUUCUAUGUUAUUAAUGAAACAUACACAUACAUGAAUACACGCACACACAUACAUAUACACAAACGCACAGACACAGCAAAUUAGAUAUCGCGAGGUAGAUCAAUUGUGUGCGUCCAGUCGUAUUACCGCGUGCUUGGACUAUACGACACUGUCCGUGUGAGAAACAACCGUUAUUAUAUUGUUAAUGCCGCCGCUUCUUUACUACGACAGAAACUAUGAUUAUCUGAGAAAAUAAAAUAUAUUAAUUAU